Messenger RNA from Anguilla anguilla (European eel), 735 nucleotides. RefSeq names its product extensin-like. The coding region runs from base 1 to 735 and encodes 244 amino acids. NCBI's taxonomy places the organism in Eukaryota, Metazoa, Chordata, Actinopteri, Anguilliformes, Anguillidae. The record is from RefSeq and is a predicted model, not a curated record. The transcript is spliced from 3 exons.
AUGAAGACCCCAGACCCGCGACCCCACAUCCCAGACCCCAGACCCGCGACCCCACAUCCCACACCUGAGACCCGAGACCCCAGACCCGCGACCCCACAUCCCAGACCCCAGACCCGCGACCCCACAUCCCAGACCCCAGACCCGCGACCCCACAUCCCAGACCCCAGACCCGCGACCCCACAUCCCACACCUGAGACCCCAGACCCGCGACCCCACAUCCCACACCUGAGACCCCAGACCCGCGACCCCACAUCCCAGACCCCAGACCCGCGACCCCACAUCCCAGACACCCGCGACCCCACAUCCCAGACCCCAGACCCGCGACCCCACAUCCCAGACCCGCGACCCCACAUCCCAGACCCCAGACCCGCGACCCCACAUCCCAGACCCCAGACCCGCGACCCCACAUCCCAGACCCCAGACCCGCGACCCCACAUCCAAGACCCCAGACCCGCGACCCCACAUCCCACACCUGAGACCCCAGACCCGCGACCCCACAUCCCAGACCCCAGACCCGCGACCCCACAUCCCAGACCCCAGACCCGCGACCCCACAUCCCAGACCCGCGACCCCACAUCCCAGACCCCAGACCCGCGACCCCACAUCCCAGACCCCAGACCCGCGACCCCACAUCCCAGACCCCAGACCCGCGACCCCACAUCCAAGACCCCAGACCCGCGACCCCACAUCCCAGACGCAAGACCCCAGACCCCAGACCCCACAUCCCAGACCUGA